GGCUCCGCUGCGAUGGCGCUGGGCCGGAAGGCAAAGGGAGGGCUGCGCCCGGCUUUUACCCGCACAGCCUGCGUCACUUCCGCCGCGCCGCCGGGAGCUGCUGCCGGUGCCGGUGUCCGCCUCAGCCACCCCCGUGCGGGCACGGCGGCGCCGGGUCCGCUUCCCCCGUCCUCCCGUGCACAGCGGUGCCCGUGUCAGCCUCAGCCACCCCCGCCCCGGCGGUGCCGGUGUCCGCCUCGCCCGCCCCCUCCCCGGUCACGGCAGGCGCAGUGUCACAGCCCCGGUAACGGACAGAGCACACGGGACGGCGGCGGGCUCGGCACACAGGUAGUACAGCGGUAUUUAAUAUACCCCGCGGGACGCCGGGCUGCGCUGAGCCCCCACAAAGCCCGGAACAACGAGUUGGGUCCGUUGGACAAAGCGCCCCGGCAGCCCAAGGGACACAGACUGCAGAGCCGCUGGAGGAGCCCCCGGGCACCUCUGGCCCGGCCCUCCGGUUCUCCUGCCGGGGGAGCUCAAGUCCCUGUGACUGGGCAGCCCCCGCACCUGCCAGCUCCCUCCUCCACGAGGGAUCGUGUGUGUGCAAGGGGUAGAGCAGAGACUGUGAGAAACAACCACCAGGGAGCUCAGCUGCACAUCCCACGGGCCUUCCCCCAGCUGCAGGCCCCGUGGCCAGGUCUCUGCCCCCCAGCCCCGAACACUGGGCAGGGCAGUUUGGCCCGAGAGCAGCAGGAGUGGGCAGGGCGAGGUGCUGCUGCCCGGCCUGCAGCCGCUCUGCAUCACACAACACACUGCCAACACCACGACACCCUAACAUUUCCCUAAAAGCAAAUACCAAAGAGACAAAC
Messenger RNA from Passer montanus (Eurasian tree sparrow), 848 nucleotides. RefSeq names its product basic proline-rich protein-like. The record is from RefSeq and is a predicted model, not a curated record. NCBI's taxonomy places the organism in Eukaryota, Metazoa, Chordata, Aves, Passeriformes, Passeridae. The coding region runs from base 13 to 825 and encodes 270 amino acids. The transcript is spliced from 2 exons.